CUGCCGCUGAAGGCUCUUCUGCGUCUCCGCUGACUUUUCACGCACGUUUGACCUCGCCGCUCUGAUGUUUUCGACUUUUGUCUCCAAUCAAACCAGAUCCAUCUAACUUUGGAUUUAUGAUCAUUGAGGAUCGGAAGCUGCGUCGUGUGGCUUUCAUUGAUCAUUUGGUGAUCCAAUUACAAGUGUUUGCUGAUUCUUUCUGGAAGUCUAUUGGCUGGGCGGCCGCGCGCGCUCCGCCUUUCGGUGAAGCCACUGCGCCGCUCCAGCGCGCAGACCGGAGGUUCUCCAGAGACGCCGUCCAACUUUCUGCUCUAGGUUGGAGGAACUUCCCCCCCCCCCCAGAAAACCAGAAACUUCUCCGUGAAAAGCGCCUCCUCCACAUUUCUCCUCCCCUCCCCGAGUUCUCCUUUGCAGCAUGAGGUGCCAAAAUGGCAAGGAGUAGCAAGUCAGCGGCGCGGACCCUGGAGGAUUUGACGCUAGAUUCGGGUUAUGGUGGAGCCGCCGACUCCUUCAGGUCUUCCAGUGCGUCGCUGUGCUGCUCGGAGGCACAUGGCGGGAAUUACUGGCAUUUAACCGACUCCAUGCGCAGUCGGCACAACAGUCUGGACACUGUGAACACGGUCCUGGUGGAGGACGCGGAGAUCCUGGAGUGCAGCGGGCGGUGCGCGAAGCUACCCGAGCUUGAAGAUGUGCCGUGGAGCUUCGGGGAAGUGGCGAGCGCGCUGACCAAGGACGAGGAGAUGAGCCUCCCGCCGCCGACGCAGGACGUCCUGCUCAGGCUGUCGGUGCUGGUCAGCCGGGUCCUGGUUCGGGUCGCCAAGGAGGCGCAGCGUCUGAGUUUGCGCUUCGCCAAAUGCACAAAAUACGAGGUCCAGAGCGCCGUGAAGCUCGUCCUGUCGUGGAGCGUGUCGCUGAGCUGCGUGAGCGCGGCCGUCGGCGCCUUGUCUCUGUACAACAUGAGCACGGAGGAGGACAAGUUCAGCCGCGGCAAGUCGGCGCGCUGCGGACUCACCUUCAACGUGGGGAAGUUCUUCAGGUGGAUGGUGGACAGCAGGGUGGCGGUGAGGAUCCACGAGCACGCGGCCAUCUACCUGGCUGCGUCCACGGAGAGCCUCUUCCGUGAGGUGUACGCGCGGGUGCUGCGCAGUGCGCUACUGGAGCGCGACAACGGCAUCCCCAAGUUCACCGUGGAGACCGUGGAUCAGGCCGUGAACGGCGACGCGGAGAUCUGGGGGUGUAUGCAGCCGUGGCAGCACCUCAUCUGCGGGAAGAACGCAAGCGGUGUGCUCAGCCUGCCGGAGGGCCUGACUCUGCACAGAGAGCAGCAGCGAGCGGCGAAGGGCGGGGAGGGGCCGGCCUUCAGUCAGUCCGAGCUCCGCUCCGUGGAGCAGUGCCUGCUGGCCACCAGGGUGGGCGGAGUCUCCGAACUCAGUGACCUUGUGUCCCGAGCGAUGCACCAUCUUCAGCCACUCUAUAUGAAGAACCACAGCAACGGGACUCCCAUCCACCAAAAGAGCAGUGCCAUUCACUGGGCUCCUGAGGCCAUCUACACCCUCUGCUACUUCAUGCACUGCCCCCACCUGGAGUGGGAAAAUCCCAACGUGGAGCCCUCCAAGGUUACCUUACAGACAGAGAGGCCGUUCCUGGUGCUGCCGCCUCUCAUGGAGUGGGUGCGUGUGGCCGUGGUCCACACUGAGCACAGGCGCAGCUUCUAUGUGGACAGCGAUGAUGUCCGGCAGGCUGCCAGGCUGCUGCUGCCCGGAGUGGACUGUGAGCCUCGCCAGCUUCGAACGGAUGACUGCUUCUGCGCCUCGAGGAAACUGGAUGCUGCCUCUGCUGAGGCGAAGUUCCUGCAGGACCUGGGCUUCCGUAUGCUCAGCUGCGGACGCACGGAUUUAGUCAAGCAGGCCGUCAACCUGCUGGGGCCGGACGGAGUCAACAGCAUGAACGAGCAGGGGAUGACGCCGCUGAUGUACGCCUGCGUCCGUGGAGACGAGGCCAUGGUGCAGAUGCUGCUGGAUGCAGGCGCUGACAUCAACGGCGAGGUGCCAAACACAAUCCACAGGCACCCCUCAGUCUUUCCCGAAACGCGGCAGGCGACAUCCCUCACCUUUGCCGUGUUACAUGGACAUGUACCUGUGGUGCAGCUGCUUCUGGAUGCCAAAGCCAACGUGGAGGGUUCCCUGCAGGACGGGAUGGAGAACUACACGGAGACGCCGCUGCAGCUGGCUGCUGCUGCAGGAAACUUUGAGUUGGUGAGUUUGCUGCUGGAGCGGGGGGGUGACCCCAUGGUGGGAACCAUGUAUCGCAACGGCAUUUCGACGGCGCCUCAGGGGGACAUGAACUCCUACAGCCUGGCUGCGGCCCACGGGCACAGAGACGUCUUUCGUAGACUCCUGUCCCACACAGACAAAGGAAAAGCAGAUGUUUUGUCCCUGGAGGAGAUCCUGGCUGAGGGUUCCGAGCCGGAAGGUGGAAGUCCGUCUCACGCUGAACAGAUCCGAUCCGGAAAAGCCAAACUCAAAGCCCUGAAGGAAGCCAUGUACCACAGCGCUGAGCACGGACACGUGGACAUCACCAUCGACAUACGCAGCCUCGGGGUCCCCUGGACUUUGCACACGUGGCUGGAGUCUCUCCGGACGUGUUUCCAUCAGCACCGCCGACCCCUGAUCCAGGGUCUGCUGAAGGAGUUCAGCUGCAUCGAUGAGGAGGAGUACACGGAGGAGCUGGUCACGCACGGCCUUCCUCUCAUGGCCCAGAUCCUCCGGGCCAGUAAGAAUGAGGUGAUCAGCCAGCAGCUGUGUGUGAUCUUCACCCAGUGUUACGGCCCCUACCCCAUCCCCAAACUGGUGGAGAUCAAGCGGAAGCCAAACUCGCGUCUGGAUCCUCAUUUCCUGAACAACAAAGACAUGUCAGAUGUGACCUUUUUGGUGGAGGGGAAGCCUUUUUAUGCCCACAAAGUCCUGCUCUUUACUGCGUCUAACAGGUUCAAAUCUCUUCUCGCAAACAGACCUUGUGGGGAAAACACGUGCAUCGAAAUAAGUAACGUCAAAUACCACAUUUUCCAGCUUGUGAUGCAAUAUCUGUAUUUUGGUGGGACAGACGCUCUGCACAUCAGGAACUCCGACGUCAUGGAGCUUUUAUCAGCAGCCAAGUUCUUCCAGCUGGAGGCGUUGCAACGACACUGUGAGAUCAUUUGCUCCAAGAACAUCAACACGGAGACUUGUGUCGAGAUCUACAACCACACCAAGUUCCUGGAUGCCCCAGACCUGGCGUCCUACAUCGAGGGCUUCUUCCUGAAGAACAUGGUCAUCCUCAUUGAGCUGGAGCCGUUCAAACAGCUGCUGUACGACACGCCGGCCGACAGCCCGGGCGCCGAUGUCCUGCAGGCCCUGGAGAAAACCCUGGCCAUCCGCAUCCGGUCCAUCCACCUGUCCUCGUCCAAAGGCUCCGUCGUCUGAGGUCGGAGUAACGGCAGUGAUCACCUGCGUCUGAGCGAGAUCGGUUUGGAAUCCCGGACAUCCUGGACACGCGUGUGUUAGCAGUAGCGACAUGCUUCUUGUCAUCUUAGCACAGAUGGUUGCGUUUGUCUGCCUUCUUCAUUUACUUCUAACACGACUGUCCUUCGGUGGCUCUGCACGCCUCAACCUGCCAACACCAGGUAUUACAGUAGCAGAUGAGCAGAGCUGCUGUGAUGAGCCAUCAGAGGAUGAGAGGAGGAGCCGGGGACGCUCUGCUGGAACAGGGAACCUGCGUGUUUGUCAGUCCGACGUGGAUCCGGUUUUUCCUCAGAGCCAAACUACAACAAAUGAACAGCAGGACGUUUACAGGAAGCUUAACAGGAAGAAGAACUUUUCUUUUUUCUUCUCUACUAUGUAAAUUUUGUUUAUAAAAAUAGAGAAAUUGAUCAUGUAAGUUAAUGUAAAUAUAUUCCCAUAUUUUUUUCUCGUGUGUGACUGAACAUUGAUGUAAAAACAGGAAACUCCGCUUGUACAUAUCUGUGUUUAAAUGUUGCAUGUCAAAGAAGUGACCGUCUCCAUUUUUAAAUGAUCGCUUUCCCUCGUUUUGCCGUCAGAGUGGGUCUAACUUCUGCACCACUUAGGCUCAUGUCCAUCCUUUCAGCCUUGAAAUAAAAGCAAAAUGCUUCCAGCUGCUUUCCAGAAGUCCUGGGAUAGUGAGGCUUCUGCUUCUCUAAAGUGUUACAGCAAACAGGAAUUUGCUUCUAGUUGUAUUUGAUGCAGGCAGAGACAUUGACGAUGUGGUGAAAUAAAGAUGGCUUCCCUGCUU
This is a messenger RNA of Oryzias latipes (Japanese medaka), 4287 nucleotides long. It is a transcript of the gene abtb3b, whose product is annotated as BTB (POZ) domain containing 11b. Lineage: Eukaryota; Metazoa; Chordata; Actinopteri; Beloniformes; Adrianichthyidae. The record is from RefSeq and is a predicted model, not a curated record. Gene Ontology annotation, molecular function: protein heterodimerization activity.